Messenger RNA from Drosophila grimshawi, 5246 nucleotides. RefSeq names its product enhancer of mRNA-decapping protein 4 homolog (gene Ge-1). NCBI's taxonomy places the organism in Eukaryota, Metazoa, Arthropoda, Insecta, Diptera, Drosophilidae. The record is from RefSeq and is a predicted model, not a curated record. Gene Ontology annotation, biological process: deadenylation-independent decapping of nuclear-transcribed mRNA. Bases 177 to 4493 code for a protein of 1438 amino acids. Gene Ontology annotation, molecular function: protein binding. The transcript is spliced from 12 exons. Gene Ontology annotation, cellular component: P-body.
UGUGCAUUUGUUGAAAUUGAUUGUUUAAAUGGUUUAAGACGCAUUAAACAAUUGCUGCGUGCGUGCUUUAUUUAUGUGACCAUCUUCUGCGCGCCUCACCAAGCCCAGCGAAACGGAAAAUAGCGAGCAACUAAAACUGAAACUGCUGCGCUCAAGUGCAGUAAGUGAAUGCGUCAAUGUUAAUCGCGCUCUUUGCGCUCGCACAUCUGCCAAUCUUUCGUAAGCCGCUGCAAUUGCAAUCAUCUAGGUGUGGCAAAGGUAAAAGCAAAAGCAACGCAACAGCAACAACCACAACUACAACAACAACAAAAACCACAACUGACAACGCUCCUCAUUUAACGGCAUUAACGAGCAACAGUAAUUUGCAGACAACAGCAAAUAAAAUUCUAUUUGGAAACGCCCGCAUCAAUAUGAGCACAAGCAAUGAACAGGAUCUUGCAGCAGCCGCAACAGCAGCAGUCGCCAAUGGCAAUCCAACGGAUGCGAAGAAAAUCGAAGUUAUCAACUUUCAACCAUAUGACAAGCAAUGCUGCUACAAUAUCAAAACGAAUCAUACGAAAGUCUAUGGCUGUGGCAUUGCCCAUGCCCGUGGCUCCUCCAAGGUGAAGCUUAAGAAUGUCGUCGAUUAUAAAUGGGAGCACAAAUACUAUUAUCCCGGUCAUUUGGUGGCUGUGCAUCGCGAUGGCAAGCAUUUGGCCUAUGCCAUUAAUGUUAACAACAAAGCCACUGGAAUGGAGGGCAUGGUUCGUGUGUGCAAUACCAGUACCAGUCAGCGUGCGCUCAUCAAGGGCAUGAACGGCGAAGUGUUGGAUCUACAAUUUGCCCACAGCGAAAACGAACGCACUCUGGCAGUUAUAGAUGUGUGCUCACUAUUUGUGUACAAAAUCGAUUUAAUCGAUGGCAAUUUGAUAUGCAAACUUGUACUGAAAGUGGAUGAUCCCAUUGCCAACUAUUCACCCGAAUAUGAUAUGGUCUCCUGGUGUCCAUACAUCACCAACGACAGCAGCACCAGCAAGAAAUCCAGCGGCAGUGGCAGUGGCAGUCGUCAUCACGACGACGAUGAAAAGCAGCUAUUGCUUUGGUCACGCAGCAAACAAUUCCAAUGCUUCUCAGUCCGAAUGAUUGUGACCGAACACGGCCGCACUCAGAUUAAGCCAUCAGCGCUGGAAACUGGUUAUCUGAAGAUUGAAAUGGAAUCGUUAAUAACCUGCGCAUCGUUAUCGCCGGAUGGCACCACCGUUGCGGCCGCCUGUGCCGAUGGUUUGGUUCGAUUUUAUCAAAUCUAUUUGUUUGAUGUGCGCAAUCAUCGCUGCUUGCACGAAUGGAAACCGCACGACGGCAAGCCGGUGUCCUCGCUGUUCUUCCUCGAUAAUAUUAACCAACCCGUUGAGGAUGCUUACUGGCAGUAUGUAAUCACUUCUAGCGAUCACAAUACGGAGAUCAAACUUUGGAAUUGCUCGCUGUGGGAGUGCCUGCAGACGAUCAACGUAAUGGCCUCAAUUCCGACCAGUGUGCAGCCGAACAUGUUCAUAGCUGGCAUUGAUCGCAGUGCCAAUUACUUGGUUAUAUCCAGUCUCGAGUCCCUAGCCGUAUAUGUUAUGCAAAUUGGCAGCAUAGGCGGCGGCAGCAGCAGCAACACUACCAAUGCCGAGGAAAGCGACAGCAACGAUUCGGAUAAUAGCAGCGAUGCUGGCAACGCGAUCAGCAGUACUGGCAACAAUGAAGCCGAACUCCGCAUACUGAACAUUGCCGAAUUCAAGUUGAGUUCGGGCAUUCUCUCGUUUUCCAUUGUGAAUGCGAGCAUGCGUCGCUUGAAGAGCACAAAUGAGAGCUACUAUCCGUUUGAAGAGCCCGAUGAUUAUGAUGAUGAGAGCAAUGCCACCACCGAUGCGCUGGUGGUGCACAUGUUUGUCGUGCAGGCCAAGAGUCUGCAGGAGUGCCAGAUUAUCUAUCAGCCCUGUGUGCCCGAAAAGCUGAAGUCCGAGCGCAGUUUGAAUAGCAGCAAGAAUACCAGCGUCGUCAGCAAUAAACGGUCCUUAACGCCCGACGGUCUACUCGGUGUCAAUGAGAUCAAGCAGGAGCCCAGUUCGCCUCUUAAUAGUAGCAGCGGUUCAAGCGCUGUGCCCUUGGAUGCCCUCUUUGCCAAGUCGAAGCGCAACUCGAGUAGCUCCGCGUCAGCUUCGGUGAUUUCUGUCGCUGUCGCUGCAGCAGCGGCUGCGCCUUCGGCCAUAUUGCAGGAUGCGACAGUCGUGAGCAAAUCUCGGUCUUCGUCCCCCCAAUACGGCAACGCCUAUCCACAGCUGAAUCUAAUGACACCGGAUGCAUUUAGUGCUAGUAGCGGGCCCAGUGCCACCAUGCUCUUGGCUACGACCAGCAUUAGCAGCAAUACAACUGGCACCGAUGCCAUCAACAGCACCACUGUUGCUUCGGCCAGUACGGUUGCCAGUAUGGAUUCAAGUGCGAUCAAUUCGCAAGUGUUGAACACCCUUCGCAUGUUGGCCACAGUCACCGCGAAUAGCACGGAACAAGUUAAUACGUCUUUAUUGAAUCUCGUGAACAACACUUUGAUUGAGGAUCGGGAACAGCAGAAGCUGAAGGAUAAACUGGAGGCGCGUAAAAAGUUUAUUGCCAUCGAUCGGAAUCCGGAACGCAAUGCAGCUGAGAAUUUGGCCAGUGGCGGUUCCAGUCCCAGUCGUGAGGUGCAAGAGAUUAUGGCCACCCAGGAGGAUGCCGAUGACUAUGAACCGGAACUGGAGAACCUAGAAUCGGACGAGGAAAAUCCAUACUUUAUGCUAUGCAAAACGGAAAAGAAAACGGAUGAGCAAUUGGCAAACCCUUCACCGCUAUUGCAGAGCGUCGAGGAAGCGACAGCCACAGGCAAUUGGUUGCCACAUGAAGAACAGUUGCACCCGACCAAAAAAUCCGCAGAGCUGCAAAAUGCUGCACAAAUCAUGUCGCAGGCAGUGCAGCAUAAGAACAAUGGCAAUGUCCCGCCCUCCCUUGGCAGCAGCAACAACACGACUACAACACUAAACAACAGCAGCAGCAGCAACAAUAACAACAACAGCAGUAACAACAGCCAUAAUGCAACAAAUGAAAAUUGCCCGAGCAAUGCAGAAAUGAAUGUAAAACUGGAACAGCUAUUGGAUCUGGUCAAGGCGCAAUCGCAACAGCUUAACAAACUGGAGCAUGAGGUUAGCAAAAUGCAUCAGCAACAGCAGCAGCAACAAUCCACCUGUAGCACUGCUGCUGCCUUGCAACCGAAAAGCGUCAACGAACUAGCCUACAAAAUUGAAAUGCAAUUGUCCAAACUGAUGGAGCAGUAUCUCAAGCGUUAUGAGAACGAGCACAAAAAGAAACUAGCCGAAUUUCUGCACGCACGUGAGACUCAAAAUCGUGAGCUGCGCGAUUCGAUGCUGCAGGUGCUCAAUCAGUAUGUUAUGAAUCAUUUCACGGACAUCAUUGGCAACGUGCUGACUAUGGAGCUGCAACGUCAGCUGCUGCCGCGUGUCAAUGCUAAAAUGGAUCAACUGCAGAAUCAAAUGCAACUGGAAAUUGUGCAAAAGUUGAAUGUGUUUGACAAGACGGUCAAGGAAAACAUAGCACAGGUGGUCAAGAGCAAGCAAUUCCUGGACGCUUUUGGCAAGUCCGUGCUGAUUGGCGUACAGACAAGCCUGCAGACGGCAUUCAUUGAAUCGAUGAGCAGCACUCUGAUACCGGCCUAUGAGAAGUCCUCGCAAAACAUGUUCAAGCAGUUACACGAGGCGUUUAGCGUUGGCAUUAAAGACUUCAUGGUGGAGUUUAAUGCGUAUCUGCAGCACAUGCCACAGCCGCACAAUGGCGAAGAGCUGAGCAACAAGCUGGGCCUAUUGAAGCAGCUGGUGGAGUCGAAUUUGCUAAAGCAUCGCACCGAACUUACUGACGCGAUGCUGGAAACACAGCGUGAGGUGAAAAGCCUGGAGAUAUUGCUCGCCCGCCAAGUGCAAGAGACCAUUCGAGCCGAACUGCGCAAGCACAUGGAUAACCAGAAUAUGGCGUUGCGUUCACAGGCGGCAACACCGGCGCCCACUUACGAUCUACGCGAGAGCAUUAGACAGUUGUUGCAGGCGGGUCAAAUCAACAAGGCCUUCCAUCAGGCAUUGCUGGCAAAUGAUUUGAAUCUGGUCGAGUUCACGCUGCGUCACACAGAUCGCAUGCAGGUAUUUGCGCCCGAGGGCUGCCGCCUGGAGCAAAAGGUGCUGCUCUCGCUCAUACAGCAAAUAUCGGCGGACAUGAGCAAUCACAAUGAGGAUAAACAAAGCUACCUCAAUGAGGCGCUGCUGGCCAUUAAUAUGUCGGAUCCCAUAACGCGUGAGCAUGCACCGAAAGUGCUCUCCGAGCUGUAUCGCAAUUGCCAGCUGUUCAUCAAGAAUUGCCCGAAGAGUCCGCAAUGCAGCAAUGUUCGCCUGCUGAUCGCCAUGUGCAGUGCAACGUAUCGUGAUCAGUUUAAAUGAUAUUGUGACGUGGCGGCAACCUCCAGCGUUUGGCAAGGACAACUCGAACCCAAUACUAUGCACAGAGACCCACACAUAUACCCACACACACACACUUAAAGCAACACACACACAACCACACACACAUUUUUUGUAGUUAAGCUUAUCCCGUUUGAACCGUCUCUAGCUCUAGCUUCAAUUUGACCUCAAUGCCUUUCCCAAUAUAUCUACAUUGUGUCCCCUCUCCCUUCGUAAGCUGAAAGUUUUCCACAGUUUCUUCGUAAAUAUUUGUUUUGUGCGUAUAUAUGUUUUUUUUUUUAAUAUUAUUCUUAGAUUUUACUCUUAUCUGUUCUUGUCACGAUAUUAUGUUUUCCAAAAAAAAAAAAAAAAAUGAAUAGCGAAAAAUAGAAGCGUGCGAGUCCAAUUAGCGUGAUCAACAAUUGCAAUAAGUUGUAUCUUUUUGAUAUAUAUAUAUACAUAUAUUUAAAGAAAUAUUGAGUAUUUUUCUUUUUGUUCCUUUUGAGCUCUUUAUCUAUACACUUUCCAUUUUUCAUGACGCUUAUCGAAGAGUAAAAUACAUGUUAAAGCAGAGCUAUAGAAUUACAUUUAAAAUGCUACAUAUUUUCAAAAUAACGAUAACGGGCUUUCCAACCGAGAGACGAACAAAUUUGAUGAUUGCUAAACAAAAAGAAUAACAGAACUACAAGUAAAUGCGUAAAUAUUAAGCUAAGCCUAAACAAAUAAAAAAAAAAAUUUUUUAAAUAAAAAAAUCUA